Messenger RNA from Eremothecium sinecaudum, 564 nucleotides. It is a transcript of the gene ASG7, whose product is annotated as Asg7p. The record is from RefSeq and is a predicted model, not a curated record. Bases 1 to 564 code for a protein of 187 amino acids. The transcript has a single exon. NCBI's taxonomy places the organism in Eukaryota, Fungi, Ascomycota, Saccharomycetes, Saccharomycetales, Saccharomycetaceae.
AUGGCAGCAUUUUCCCUGGCGCCGUCUCUAGAAGCAAAUAUACAAGGCUACACUUGUCAAUGCAAAAGCUGUGAAAAAUCCCUAUUAUGGAAACCCUGGCUUGUCAGGUUGUUUUUAGGGGGCUUUAUUUGCCCAUUGUUUUGGAUGGUAAAUAUGUACUUGUACUUGCGCAUUCAUUGUUGGGGCAAGUCCGAUAUAUUACUUCCACUCGUAGCUCCUAACGAGCUGCCCACCCAACUAGAACUUGAAAAGGACGUGAUUAACAUGAAAUUGCUCCAUGAAACCGUUGAUGACUCUAUAGAGGAAUUUUGGGAGAAUUCAACGGUCCUGGGUCCCGCUUCUACGUCCCGAACAUCGUUAUCUACAAGCGAGGUUCCUACUGAAAUCACACAUUCCGAUUACUUAAAAGAAAUUGCCAAAACCGUUAUACAUUCUCAUGACUACUUUAGAACAGUCUUCCUUAAUUGGUUUUUAUUAUCUCUAUGUGGCUUGGCAGGCUUUCUAGUCAUAAUAAUAUUCUUAGUUGUUCUACCAAUUUAUUACUCCAGGGUGCUUCAUCAGUAA